AUGUCGCAAAACGGUCAAGACCCCGCUCAGAAUGGCGAAGAAGAGAUGGGCGAGGCAUUCGGCCCCCUUCCCGUCAACAAGCUUGAGGACUUUGGCAUCUCGAGCUCUGACUGCAAGAAGCUGGCCGAAGCAGGCUACAACACUGUAGAGGCCAUCGCAUUCACCCCGAAGAAGAACUUGCUGCUAGUCAAGGGUAUCUCGGAGGCCAAGGCAGACAAGAUCCUCGUCGAAGCUGCCAAGCUCGUGCCUAUGGGUUUCACCACUGCCACCGAGUUCCACGCACGCCGAAACGAGCUGAUCUCGAUCACCACAGGAUCCAAGAACCUCGAUGCCAUUCUUGGCGGUGGCAUGGAGACCGGAAGCAUCACCGAGCUGUACGGCGAGUUCCGAACAGGAAAGAGUCAGCUUUGCCAUACUCUCGCCGUCACUUGCCAGCUGCCCGUCGACAUGGGCGGAGGCGAAGGCAAGUGUCUUUACAUUGACACCGAGGGCACUUUCCGACCGGUGCGUCUCCUUGCUGUUGCCGAACGAUACGGUCUGAACGGUGAAGAGGUGCUCGACAAUGUCGCUUACGCACGAGCAUAUAACGCCGACCACCAGCUACAGCUGCUGAUGCAGGCUUCUGCCAUGAUGGCCGAGUCGCGUUUCUCGCUUUUGAUCGUCGACUCGCUCACUUCGCUCUACCGUACCGACUUCUCCGGUCGAGGUGAGCUUUCAGCGCGACAGAUGCACCUUGCUAAGUUCCUUCGAGGCCUAAUGCGCUUGGCCGACGAGUUUGGUGUCGCUGUCGUCAUCACAAACCAGGUGGUCGCACAGGUGGACGGAGCGACCGCCUUCACUGCUGAUGCCAAGAAGCCCAUUGGUGGUAACAUUGUAGCUCACGCUUCCACGACGCGAUUGUCGCUGCGAAAGGGUCGUGGCAACCAGCGUAUCUGUCGUAUUGCUGACUCGCCCUGCCUUCCUGAGGCCGACGCUGUCUUCUCCAUCGGACCCGAGGGCAUCAUCGACCCCGUAAGUAGGAUAUUCUCGCUCAUUUCGUCAUGUGUUGCAUACUUGAAGUGA
Molecule: messenger RNA, 1062 nt
Organism: Ustilago hordei
Lineage: Eukaryota; Fungi; Basidiomycota; Ustilaginomycetes; Ustilaginales; Ustilaginaceae
Product: putative DNA repair protein RAD51
Exons: 2
Coding region: 1-1062 (353 amino acids)
Biological process (GO): chromosome organization involved in meiotic cell cycle; DNA strand invasion; double-strand break repair via homologous recombination
Cellular component (GO): condensed nuclear chromosome
Molecular function (GO): single-stranded DNA binding; ATP-dependent DNA damage sensor activity; DNA strand exchange activity
Source: RefSeq, a predicted model, not a curated record